CUGAGCUUUUUUUCUGCGACCAGCUCAGCUGUGCGGUUUCUCUCUCAGAGAGAGAGACAGGUUGAUGGUGCGCGUGGCUUUCGUCCACCCAGACCUUGGGAUAGGAGGUGCUGAACGGCUGGUGGUGGACGCUGCUCUCGCCCUCAAGUCCCGCGGCCACACUGUCCGUCUGUUCACCGCCCACCACGACCCGAGCCACUGCUUCAGAGAGACGACAGAUGGGAGCCUGGAGGUCACGUGCCGCGGGGACUGGCUCCCGAGACACUGCUGUCAUUUGGGCUACGCCUUCUGGGCCUACGUCCGUAUGAUCUACGUCGCCCUCUACCUGGUCCUGUUGAGCGGAGCAGAGUUCGACGUGGUUUUCUGUGACCAGAUCUCGGCGUGUGUCCCGGUCCUCAAAUGGAGCCAAGCCAGAGUCCUCUUCUACUGUCACUUCCCCGACCAGCUCCUCACGACUCGCCGCAGUCGGCUCAAGAAGCUGUACCGCUGGCCCAUCGACUGGGUGGAGGAAACCACCACAGGGAAAGCACACGAUGUUCUCGUGAACAGCAACUUCACGGCACAGGUGUUUCGCUCCACGUUCCGGUCUCUGGUCCACGUCCAGCCCACCGUUCUUUACCCGUCUCUGAAUUUCUCUGCUUUUGACCGGCCGCCUGAGGAUCUGGAGGAUGUGGUGCCCCCGCAGGCAAAGGUCGUGUUUCUGUCAAUCAACAGGUACGAGAGGAAAAAGAAUCUUCCCCUGGCAAUUAGGGCCUUCUCGCGGCUGCAGAGUCAACUCCGGGAGGGCGAGAGGCCAACUGUACAUCUUGUCAUGGCCGGGGGUUACGACGAUCGCGUGGUUGAAAACAGGGAGCAUUAUUUGGAACUCAGAAGACUUGCAGAGGAAUCGGGUGUCGCUGAUAACGUAACGUUUCUCCGUUCGUUCAGUGAUGCUCAGAAAGUUGCCCUACUUUCGGCCUGCACUGCUCUGAUCUACACGCCAUCCAACGAACACUUUGGUAUAUGCCCACUUGAAGCCAUGUACAUGGAGAGGCCAGUGAUUGCUGUUAAUAGUGGGGGGCCCCUCGAGACAGUCAUUGAUGGAAGGACGGGAUUCUUAUGUGAACCAACGCCAGAUGCGUUUGCAGUAAAGAUGGCUCAUUUCGUGCGAACGCCAGGGGCAAGGAGGGAAAUGGGGCAGGCUGGAAAAAGGAGAGUUGUGGGUUCUUUUUCCUUUGCUGCAUUCACGAGGAAACUGAACGCGAUUGUGACUCGGCUUGCAAACAGCAGCACUCGCCACUGAAGACAUGUUGUAUAUUUGUGAAUACCAUUGUACACAAUGUUUAUUUUGAAACGUACAAAGAUUCAUUUGUUUACGACGGAGGUUCUCAAACUGAGGUCUCCCAGUAUCAUUAUACCGUCCUAUGUGUGUGUUUGUGUGGGCCAAAUGUUUUUGAAAUCACUUUCAGGUUAUACCUUCACAGCACAUUAAG
Molecule: messenger RNA, 1472 nt
Organism: Geodia barretti
Lineage: Eukaryota; Metazoa; Porifera; Demospongiae; Tetractinellida; Geodiidae
Source: the annotation of a GenBank genome assembly